CCCGAACUCGUGCUAGUUUCAAGUUCCCACUUUGAUGUUAGAACUUAGAACCAGAAGUCCAGAACCACCGUAAAUCUCACUUUCCUUCUACUCGUCUCAUUUAUCUCUCUCUCUUCUCUUUCUCUCUCUUCAACAACAAUGGCAUCUCGUAUUGUGGCGGCUGCUCGUCAAGCUGCUUCCAUCACCCGGAUCUCCUCAUCCCAACAACCUCUUCCUCGCCUGGUUCAACGCCGUGGCCUCGCUGGUGCCGCCGAUCACCACGGGCCAGCAAAGGUAAACUGCUGGCAAGAACCAAGGAAUCCUGCUAACUGGAAGGAAGAGCAUUUUGUCAUUGUAUCCCUCACUGGAUGGGGUUUGCUUAUCUUUGGAAGCUACAAGUUCUUUACUAAGGGCAAAGGCAAGACAGAGGAGGUGGCAGCGGCUUCACAGUAGAACAAUCAUGAACUUCAAGAUGCUUUAGCAAUAAAGUCCGUGCUCAAAACUGUUCAACCAGGUGGAUGUUUUCUGAUAUUCCAAUUGUUGCCGGUUAGAUAGUUUUGGAGCAAACAAAUGUGAUAAAUGGAUUUUUGACAAUUUGAAAUGUUGAUGAUAAACAUAUAAUUGUCUAAAUUAGUGACCUCCUUUGAAUUUACCAUAAAUACCAAUUUACUUUCUCAUUUUCUUUAUUAUGGUCUGCUGCUUCUGUUCAUGGAUUUAGGACAGCAUACGACCAGUUUGUUGUAUCUUAUGGUUCAAGAAAUUGAGUGGAUGAUGUCAGCAACUUUAUUUGUUUGCAAAUGCCAAAAUUUCCCGGAA
Chenopodium quinoa (quinoa) is the source of this 795-nucleotide messenger RNA. RefSeq lists its product as uncharacterized. Bases 139 to 432 code for a protein of 97 amino acids. Lineage: Eukaryota; Viridiplantae; Streptophyta; Magnoliopsida; Caryophyllales; Amaranthaceae. The transcript is spliced from 4 exons. The record is from RefSeq and is a predicted model, not a curated record.